This is a messenger RNA of Sporisorium graminicola, 1185 nucleotides long. RefSeq lists its product as uncharacterized. The transcript has a single exon. NCBI's taxonomy places the organism in Eukaryota, Fungi, Basidiomycota, Ustilaginomycetes, Ustilaginales, Ustilaginaceae. The coding region runs from base 1 to 1185 and encodes 394 amino acids. The record is from RefSeq and is a predicted model, not a curated record.
AUGUCCGCGACUCAGAACAAGCAAGAGGCAGGCAUCGUCAGCCUGGAUGCCGACUUUGAUCGUCUCAUCGGUAGCUCUGCGGGUAUGCGCAAGCUGCUGGUCGACGCUACGGGACAGCAAACGUUCCACGAGGCAGGCGUCUACCUCUCGAAACACAACAAGGUGUACCUCUCUUCGAACCGUCUAACGGACUCGAAGCAUGGUCAGCGUGCACUCAUCGUGGGUGUGCCCCUGAGCUGCAUCCCAGCUGUGGCCACCGACGCAGCUGCCAAAUCGCACGACGGCAUCCUGCCAGAACUCUCAGCGGACGAGCAAAAGAGGUUGUGGUCUGAGCUCGAGAUCAUCCAAGACCUUCCCGAGCAUCUGGCUAUGCCCAACGGUGCGACCAACUGGGACGACGACAGCGUCCUCUGGUGCGAACAGGGGCUCGACUCGCGCAACGUUGCAUCCACGCUGGUCAUCCACAAUGUCGACGACCACAAGACCAAGUCGGCAAUGACCAGCUACCAGUCAAAGCCCUUCUCGAGUCUCAAUGACGUUGUCAAGCAUCCUACCACCGGGUGCGUCUUUUUCACCGACCCGGACUACGGCGUCGAGCAGUCGUUCAAAUCUCACGAAAAAGAGUACGCGCCCAACGGAGUUUACAUCUGGAAUCCUGCUACUGGCCAAGUCAAGCUGGUGGAUGCUUCCAACUACGUCAAGCCCAACGGUGUCACAUUUGUGCCGUCUGACGCCAACGAUGGUUCAGGACUGCUCAUCACCACAGACACGGGUCGAUUCCGAUUCCAUCGCAACGACAAGAUGGGCGACUUCUACGUUAAUGACAAUGGACCCUCGCUCAUCUACUCGUACAAGGUGCACGCCGAUUCAGCCUCCAGCGAUGGACUGCCUGCUGUCGAUGUCGCCUCACGCCGAGAGUUUGCACAGUCCACCAGCGGAGUUCCGGAUGGCAUCCAUGUCGACAGCCAGGGAAAUGUCUGGGCGGGUCAUGGCAAUGGUGUGCACGUCUACAAGCCCCAAUCUGACGGAAGUGGUAAGCUGAUCGGCAAGUUUGUUCUUCCUGGUGGCAAAGGUGUCGCCAACUUUUGCUGGGCGGGCAAGACGAGUUCGGGACAGUACCGACAGCUUCUGUUUGCUGAAGAUGAGUUGUGGGAGGUGCUGAUCAGUGUCAAUGGCCAUGAUUAG